Megalops cyprinoides (Indo-Pacific tarpon) is the source of this 3118-nucleotide messenger RNA. RefSeq names its product single-stranded DNA binding protein 2 (gene ssbp2). Gene Ontology annotation, molecular function: protein binding; single-stranded DNA binding. The transcript is spliced from 18 exons. Lineage: Eukaryota; Metazoa; Chordata; Actinopteri; Elopiformes; Megalopidae. Bases 49 to 1209 code for a protein of 386 amino acids. Gene Ontology annotation, cellular component: nucleus. Gene Ontology annotation, biological process: positive regulation of transcription by RNA polymerase II. The record is from RefSeq and is a predicted model, not a curated record.
GGCUGUGAUGGGUUGACAGGUGCGUGACAAUCGGAGCUCUCUGCAAGCAUGUACGCCAAAGGCAAGAGUAACAACGUACCGUCCGACAGCCAAGCAAGGGAAAAGUUAGCACUGUACGUGUAUGAAUAUCUACUCCAUGUAGGAGCUCAGAAGUCAGCACAGACCUUCCUGUCAGAGAUCCGAUGGGAGAAGAACAUCACGUUAGGAGAACCUCCGGGGUUCCUGCAUUCCUGGUGGUGUGUAUUCUGGGAUCUGUACUGCGCGGCGCCCGAGAGGAGAGAGACAUGCGAGCACUCCAGCGAAGCGAAGGCCUUCCACGACUAUAGUGCCGCCGCCGCUCCCAGCCCGGUCCUCGGAAACAUCCCUCCAGGAGAUGGGAUGCCAGUGGGACCCGUUCCCCCGGGAUUCUUUCAGGGAGCACCCGGUUCACUGCCAUCACCCCACGCACAGCCUCCACCUCACAACCCCAGCCACCCCAUGAUGGGCCCUCACACGCAGCCUUUCAUGUCUCCCCGUUACCCUGGCGGCCCCAGACCUCCCCUCAGAAUACCUAAUCAGGCGCUGGGUGGAGUCCCAGGAAACCAGCCCUUACUGCCCAGCGGAAUGGACCCCUCAAGGCAGCAAGGACAUCCAGGCAUGGGCGGGGCUAUGCAGCGGAUGACUCCCCCAAGGGGGAUGGUCCCACUUGGGCCACAGGGCUAUGGAGGUGGAAUGAGACCCCCAAUCAAUGCUUUAGGGGGUCCUGGAAUGCCUGGAAUGAACAUGGGUCCCGGAGGCAGACCCUGGCCAAACCCUCCCAAUGCCAACUCGAUCCCGUACUCCUCAGCGUCUCCGGGGAGUUAUGUGGGUCCACCCGGAGGAGGGGGCCCCCCAGGAACUCCCAUAAUGCCCAGCCCAGCAGACUCCACUAACUCUGGUGAAAACAUGUACACUGUGAUCAACGCAGUGCCUCCAGGAGGGAACCGGUCAAACUUCCCGAUGGGCCCGGGAGCGGACGGCCCCAUGGGGGGUAUGCCGGGAAUGGAGCCGCACCACAUGAACGGGUCGCUAGGGUCGGGUGAUAUGGACAGCCUCCCUAAGAACUCGCCUGGCAACAUGAGCAUGAGCAACCAGCCUGGAACCCCUCGGGAUGACGGCGAGAUGGGUGGAAACUUCCUCAAUCCCUUUCAGAAUGAAAGCUACUCUCCAAACAUGACCAUGAGUGUGUGACGCAUCUUGGGGACGCCCUGUGGAGUGUACAGUGAAUCAAGGAACUCACUCAAAUCCGCUGUAUCAAGCCUUCAUCAGCUCUCUGAAGAGUGGCUCCAAGCCUUUCUGUUCCGUCUUUGGUUUCAUCUUACCGUCAUUUUACUCACAAGACCCUUAAAAGACUGAAAGACUGAACGUAAUUUUGAGAAUCACAUGGAGAAGGGGCAACAGACUGAAAAGGCAGUGAGACCACAAUUUAUCUAUAUAUUUAUAUAUUUGUGUAUAUAUGUGAGUGUGCAAUCACAUACAUGUGCAUGUAUAUACAAAUAGAGAUGUAUUCCUUGACCAUCCUUUGGACUGAAAAUUCUGAAAAACUCUCAAGAGAAAAAAGAAAAUUGAUGAUGGACUUUUAUUUUAGGUUCGGCUUCACGUCUGCAUCUUUUAAAAGCUUUGCGCUUCUACUUUUUUUUCCCUCAUCUAUGUACACUGGUGAGAGAUUAUUUUUGGGGUGCAACUGGAGGAAGCAGCCCUUGAAACGGUAGUGUCCCUCACUGACCGACUCACUCACUCACUGACCGACUUUUUCAAUAACUGAGCAGCUGCCGACAUAGCCAUGUUCCAAAUCUAGAGGCCAGCAAAGUAGUCACAGUCAAUAUGCGCAGUGCCUGUUCGGUCCUUGUUUAGCAAGAUACAAGGAUUGCAAGUUUUCUGUUGUUGAGAGAAGAGAGGGAAGAGCUGGACGAUGGUUCUUCACGUGAAGAAGAGGGUCCCAAAAACCACACUCCAACCACAGUCAGGUUUUCUCAGACACUCCGAAUAUGAUCUCAAACAAAACGUAUUCUCAGAAGACGUCUUAACGGCAUUAUGGGUCUCCCAUAACAGGUGUGCAUCAUUUGGAUUUAAAGGUAUACUAACAUGUUUAUAAAAUAGGGAAAAAAAACUUUUGCUUAGAUUCAGUAAAAAAAAAGAAAUGUAACAUUUUCUUUUUUUAAUAUACUGUAUCAAGAGAGGUUCUGUUUUUGUUGUGUUCAUGUUCAAUGGCCCCAGAAGUGGCAGUUUUAAGCCCCUCCCUUGUUUUGGAAACAGUUGCCAUGCGUGCUGUACCUGUGUACCACCAACCGCAUCCAUCGUCACUUCCCCCGGGUCCCCAGAACACCUAGGAUGUGACACGGUGGCCUCUGGGGACCUUCCCUCGCCAUGAACAUGCUGGCCUCCUUCCUUUUGUAAUUUUUCAACUCUAAAUUUAACCCCUCUGUGUAGCCUGAAUGAGGGCAAAGCAGUAUAAAUCAAGGUACAUAUCUCUCACACACCCCUCUUGCGAUUCAUCUCUGAGCAGCAGGUAAUGAUAGAAAGCUGUCCUGUAGGAUUGGCCUGUAAAUGCUAGGAUUAGACCAGUGUAAAUGAAGAUCUGCUGGACAGUUCCCGAAGUGUUGGAGAAUAACAGCUAAUUUUUCUGUAUAUCUAGGUGACUAAACAACUAUAAAGCCAUUCAGCCUUGGCGGACCAGAGCUCCUAAUCUCUGUUUUAUAUAUGUUGUUAAGUAAGUUCUGAUAGGUGUUUGAUGAGGAAGUGUGAUAUUUUGACACGUGCAUUUUCAAACACUUUUUCAAUUUUGUUUUAUUGCUGUUUUUAUUUCAGCAUUCGUUGGUGUACUGUUAAGGUUUAAUUCCUCCUACUGCUCUGGAAAUACAUGACGUACAAUUUCAGAUAACAGUUCAAAUGUCAACAUAUGGAAACAUUGGAACAUGACUGAACAUAUGUUGGAUAAUAGGAAAGUCCUACAAUAGCAGGCGUGUUAUGAAGCCACCCUUUAAAGAUUAUACAACUGCCUUUUUGUUUUCUGCCAUAAUGUUAACAAAGUAUGAGGUUUAUUAUAAAACAUUACAUAAGCCACUUAAUUUAUUUUUGUAAGGAACCUUAUUUUAACUCA